CAACUUUCAUGCUACUUUUGUUAUUGCCUGCGGUGUUUAUAAAAGCUUGACUGAUACCAGUCGUGAUAGCCUUGCGCUAAGAUCUUCACAAUGUCGCGCCCCGAAGAUAUUUUACCCCCGGACCUCUUUUACGACGACAAUGAGUCGCGAAAAUAUACCACUUCAUCACGAAUCCGUAACAUUCAGUCAGACAUGACGCACAGGGCUCUCGAACUCCUUGACCUCAAGGCGCCGUCUUUAAUCCUCGAUGUUGGUUGUGGCUCUGGCCUGUCUGGUGAAAUACUCUCUCAAGAACCACGUGAGCAAGGAGGUCCGCACACCUGGAUUGGAAUGGAUAUUUCACCUAGCAUGCUUGAUAUAGCACUACAGCGAGGAGUGGAGGGGGAUUUGUUCCUUGCGGAUAUUGGACAGGGUGUACCGUUCCGACCCGGAACGUUCGACGCGGCAAUUAGCAUCAGUGCCAUCCAGUGGUUAUGCAAUGCGGAAACAAGCGAUGUUAGCCCGGAAGGUCGCCUUCGGAGAUUUUUCGAAGGCCUUUUUGCUAGUCUUCGACGAGGUGGGCGUGCUGUUUGUCAGUUUUACCCCAAAAAUGAUGCCCAACGCACAAUGAUCAGCGGCGCCGCCAUCAAGGCCGGGUUUGGGGCUGGUAUCUUGGAGGAUGAUCCUGGUACAAAAAAUAGCAAGUUAUACCUUGUUCUCACAGUCGGUGGUGGAGGUUUGCAGGGUGAUAUUACUGGUGUUGUGGAUGGGAUGAAUGACGUCGAUAUCAUGGACGCGAGGAGAAAGGCUCAGGAACACGGGAAAGCUACUAUCUCCAGGAAGGGCGACAAGGCUUGGAUCUUGCGGAAAAAAGAGCAAAUGGCUAAAAAGGGCAAGGUUGUCAAGGCAAAUUCAAAGUAUACUGGCCGCAAAAGGCGUCCAGCCUUUUGAUUACAUUCGGCUGGCACUGUUAUGAAGACUUCCCGUUACUCGACAAGCUGCCCUAACAGUAGCAAGAAAGCCCCAGGUCAAGCUCUACGAUCAAUGUCUUGCGAACCCUUUCCAACCGGAUUUGGACACGAAAUCAACCCCGGUAUAUGGUAUAUGACUGCUCUCCAAUGCGUUGCGUCAGAGCUUCAUACAAGUCCGGGAACCACGUCGCCUUCACUCCAGGGGAUUUUGCCGAUUAGGUCGUCUGUAGGUCGCGUACACUCCAGGAUGGAGGCUAGAAAGGGACGAAAGUAUGUCAAGUCAAGCAUUUGGUAUAGCGGGGUGUGAAAACAAAUCCGCGCUUGCUGUCUUGAAAGAACCAAUUGAUCCUCGGACUCUUCUCUUAGUG
Aspergillus nidulans FGSC A4 is the source of this 1318-nucleotide messenger RNA. Its product is annotated as 18S rRNA methyltransferase BUD23. Gene Ontology annotation, cellular component: cytoplasm; tRNA methyltransferase complex; nucleolus. The record is from RefSeq and is a predicted model, not a curated record. Gene Ontology annotation, biological process: ribosomal small subunit export from nucleus; rRNA (guanine-N7)-methylation; rRNA processing. Gene Ontology annotation, molecular function: rRNA (guanine) methyltransferase activity. Bases 91 to 930 code for a protein of 279 amino acids. NCBI's taxonomy places the organism in Eukaryota, Fungi, Ascomycota, Eurotiomycetes, Eurotiales, Aspergillaceae. The transcript is spliced from 2 exons.